Messenger RNA from Penicillium brevicompactum, 684 nucleotides. RefSeq lists its product as uncharacterized. Lineage: Eukaryota; Fungi; Ascomycota; Eurotiomycetes; Eurotiales; Aspergillaceae. The transcript is spliced from 2 exons. Bases 1 to 684 code for a protein of 227 amino acids. The record is from RefSeq and is a predicted model, not a curated record.
AUGCGGACCCCCUGGAUCUGGCUCGCCACCACAUUCCUCACCACCCACGCCCUGACAUCCCCCUUCACCCCCGCGGAAGCAGCCAACCGUCGGGCCUUCGAAGUCCUCCGCAUCCUCCGCCGGGCCGACAACUGCCCCAGCGGCACGAACCCGUGCACCGAACUCGGCAACGCAAACGCCUGCUGCAGACAAGGCACCAACUGCUCGCGGGAUGCCGCAGACAACAUCGCCUGCUGCGCGACCGGCGCAAGCUGCACGGGCAGUCUGACCGGGACCUCCACCACCACCGGCACAGAAACCAACUUCAUGUUCCCGAACGCAGCGACCGCAACCGCAACCACCAACCCCUCAGCCACAGAGUCAACGAUCGAUGGCGCUUAUCCGUUCGUCUACUCGGAGUAUGCGCAGUGCACGGGGGCGCUGAUGGGUCGAUAUGCCGUGACGAUUGGCGGGGAGGGCGCUGGGAAGACUGUUCAGGCUGUGACGGCCCAGUCGCAGGCGACCUCGAUCUGCUCGAGUUUGAGUGCCGAUGCUUGUCACGGUAUUAAUCUGGCCUAUUGUAGCUCGGUGGCUACGCAAACGGCUGAUUCUGAGGCCAACGGGAACAAUGCUCCUGUGCGCUUGUCCAGCCUGCAGGACCUGGCUCUCGGGGUAGUUGUUGGAGUUGCGGGAAUGUUUAUAUGA